Molecule: messenger RNA, 2533 nt
Organism: Phoenix dactylifera (date palm)
Lineage: Eukaryota; Viridiplantae; Streptophyta; Magnoliopsida; Arecales; Arecaceae
Product: putative serine/threonine-protein kinase WNK6
Biological process (GO): protein phosphorylation
Molecular function (GO): protein kinase activity; ATP binding
Source: RefSeq, a predicted model, not a curated record
AACGGAACUCUCUGUAAAAGCCGCGGAGCGAAAGAAGCGCCCGUCCCGCGAUCCUUGGUCGAGAGUUUGUUGGGUCGCGCGAGGGGUUUCCAGGGCUCUUCCUCCCUCGCUCGCUCCCCCACCCCGCUCCGAUUAGGGUUCGCCCCCGGCCCCCUCGCUGGGGCUUUCGAUCGAAUCUCUCUCGCGCGCGCCUGAUACGAACUGUCUCCCGUUUUACGGUCUUCGGCUUUGUUGUCGCUUCUGAGAGUUCGCAUUGGUGGUUCUUCGCCGAGACGAUGAGCCAGGUCCUGGCCGACGGGGCCGACGAGCAGCCGGAUCCGCCGGAUCCUGACGUUAUCGAUGUUGAUCCCACCCGGCGCUAUGCUUGUUUUAAGGAGAUAUUAGGAAAAGGCGCAUUCAAGACUGUCUACAAGGGAUUUGAUGAAGUCAAUGGAAUUGAGGUAGCUUGGAACCAGGUUAGGAUUGAUGACUUGCUGCACUCUCCGGAAAGCUUGGAGAGAUUGUACUCGGAAGUGCAUCUUUUGAAAUCUCUGAAACAUGAGAACAUUAUGAAAUUUUAUACUUCAUGGGUUGAUGAUAAAAUGAAGACUAUGAAUAUCAUCACGGAAUUGUUCAUGUCUGGCAGCUUGAGACAGUACCGUAAAAAACACAAGAAGGUGGACAUGAAAGCAGUGAAGGGAUGGGCGAGGCAGAUUCUGAUGGGAUUGAACUAUCUCCAUAGUCAGAACCCACCCAUCAUACAUAGGGAUUUGAAGUGUGAUAACAUUUUCAUUAAUGGAAACCAUGGAGAGGUGAAGAUUGGGGAUCUUGGGUUGGCGACUGUCAUGCAGCAAUCCAAUGCACAGAGUGUAAUUGGGACUCCUGAGUUUAUGGCACCAGAACUCUAUGAUGAGGAUUAUAACGAGUUGGUAGAUAUAUACUCCUUUGGGAUGUGCAUGCUGGAAAUGGUUACCCUUGAGUACCCAUACAGUGAAUGUUCUAAUUCUGCUCAAAUAUACAAAAAAGUUUCAUCUGGAAUAAAGCCUGGUGCUCUUUCGAAGGUACAAGAUCCAGAAGUCAAAGCUUUUAUAGAGAAGUGCCUUGUUCCAGCUUCUCAGCGAUUACCAGCAUGGGACCUUUUAAAGGACCCUUUUCUUCUCUUGGAUGGGUCAAAUGGAAAUCAAGGAAGCCAUUCUUUGCAUUUGCCAGAUAUUGUCAAAAUCAAAACCAGAUUAAGUGCCUCUGAAGACCAUUGUGUUCAUUCAAAAGAGCCAAAGAGUAGCAUACAACAAAUGCAGUUUCAUAUAGAUGGUGAUGACGACAACAAUGACAAUGAGCCUGCACUUGUCACUGUAAUUGAAAAUUCCGAUGGUAAAGGUUCGCACUUGUUAAUUUUGGAGGUCCGAAAGAAAAGAAAAGAUGGUGACUUUAGAUUGAAAGGGGAGAGGAAGGAGACAAAUUCUGUAUCAUUGAAUUUACGGAUUGCUAAUCGGGAAGGUAGUGCUAAGAAUGUUGAUUUCCUGUUUUACCUGGACAGUGAUACUUCUCUUUCAGUUGCUGGUGAAAUGGUUGAGCAACUUGAACUGACACAGAAGGAUGUAAAGGUCAUAGCAGGGUUAAUUGAUUCAUUAAUUAUCAACUUGAUACCUGUGUGGAAACCAUGCAUUGCCAUCAGUCAGCUGGUAACUCUAGAUGGAACCCGAACUUUUGUAUAUCAGCUCAAGGAUCUGCAGUUGGUUGAGUGUGGAAAAAGCUCUGAUGAAUCUUCUCAGAGUAUCUCUGAAGCAGCCAAUGUUUUCGUCUCCCCUUCAUUUGUUGAUUUCAGAUCCACAGAAGGCUCUGAUCAGCCAGUGCAUGGUGCUGUGGUCCAUCAGAGACUUGAUCAUGUUAGGGGGAAUGGUGAUUUUGGGGAUGUGGUGUUUGUGUCAGCUGAUCAGGAUUCUGAAGGAAAUGGUGAGAAGUCCUCAGGUUCCUGUAGGUCCUCUGCAUGGAGCCUUGUGGAUUAUAAUUGGUUAAAUAUGGAGGGAGAGGUUAAAGGGGCACUCUCAAGAGUUGAAAAUGGCACGAACGUUGAUCAGAAAGAUAUGGGUCUCAAUGAUGUUGUCACAUCAACCUUUUCUGGCUUUCCAAGAAAUGGUUCUUCAUUGGUUUUGGCUGAGCAACAUGAAAAUGAUGAGGAGCUGAGACUCCAGUUGGAACUUAUCGAAUUGCAGUAUCAGCAGGCAAUAAAGGACAUAUCUCAGAAAAGAGAACAAGCGAUUGCAGUGGCAAAGAAAAGAGCAUCUCAGAGGAAGCAAUUGUUGCUUCAUUGAUCUUUCCUCUGCUAUUUGUCUUCUUAAUCUUUUCAUGAGAGAAUGCUUUCCGAGCAGGACUCCUAGUAAAUUCCUCUGUCUAUCGUAUGAAGAUAAGAGUUUUAAGAGCAUAUAGCUGAAGUGUAUUUAUUAGUGCUGAUCUGUGUCUUUUUUCUUUUGAGCUACUGUGGUUGUUUGUUAAUUUGCUCGAUAUAUUCUUAGUCGAUUGUCAAUAUUAUAAGUUCUUGCUUCAGUUGCAGAAA